AAUCAUACAAUGAGUUGGUUGGCGUUUCUCGGUCUUUCUGUAAUACUUUAUUAUAUCGUAUAUGUGUUCCUGUGGAUUGUGUGCGAUGGAAAUGUUUGGCUUAUCUACAAAGAGCACUUUGGUAAACCUAUAGCGGAAUUAAGAAAAAAUAUCGUUUGGAUCACAGGUGCCUCUAGUGGCAUUGGACGUGCACUGGCCUUACAAUUAGCACAAGAAGGUGCACUACUUAUUUUAUCAGCAAGAAGAGAGAAGGAAUUGGAGGAGGUGAAAGCCGAAUGCAUCAGGAAGUCAAAUGGAAAGUUACAUGAAAAAGAUGUAUUUGUCAUGCCAAUGGAUAUGUUAAAAAUUGAAGAUCAUCAGAAAUGUUUGGAUCGCGUACUCGAAAAAUUCGGACGUCUUGAUAUUUUAGUAAAUAAUGCUGGUCGUUCGCAACGUGCUAACUGGGAAGAUAUCGAGCUUAAAGUUGAUCGUGAAUUAUUUGAAUUGGAUGUGUUCUCGGUGGUUCAUUUGUCGCGUGUAGUUGUGCGUUAUUUUUUGAAACGUGAUUUGAAUGCUCGCGGUCAUAUCGCAGUCACAUCAAGUGUAGCCGGCUUUGCAAUAGCGCCAUUCUCUGCAAGCUAUUGUGCUGCUAAACAUGCUGUUAAUGCAUAUAUGAACGCUUUGCGUGUUGAACAUCGGAAUAUUGAUGUCACCAUUUUUUCACCAGGCGCAAUUGCUACAGAUUUUCUACAGGAAGCUUUCACCGCUGUUGCAAAUAAAAAAGCCAGCAUGAGCACUAAAAAUCAGAAACGUAUGACCGCCGAACGUUGUGGUAAAUUGUUUGCUGUGGCUUUGGCAAAUAAAAUGAUGUUUGUAUGGUGUGGUUUAUUUCCUUUGAACUUAAUGGCGUAUGUAGCACGUUCUCCAUUGCUGAUGUAUAUUGGAAGUUGGUUCUUGAAUGAGAAGACACUGAAUAAGAUGCGAGAAGGUAAAUAGACUUUUACCGUCGCAUCAGUAAUUGCGUCCACAAAAUCUGAAAUUUUGGCUUAACUUUCAAACUAUCUAUAUGUAUAUACAUUUAAA
This is a messenger RNA of Teleopsis dalmanni, 1062 nucleotides long. Its product is annotated as dehydrogenase/reductase SDR family member 7-like. Gene Ontology annotation, molecular function: oxidoreductase activity. The record is from RefSeq and is a predicted model, not a curated record. Lineage: Eukaryota; Metazoa; Arthropoda; Insecta; Diptera; Diopsidae. Bases 10 to 975 code for a protein of 321 amino acids. The transcript has a single exon.